CAUUUUUCUACCAUUGCCAGCCGCGCGUCGUUCUAGGUGAUUCUUGGCCACCGAACGCGGAGGAACCACAGGCCGACACGCAGACGGGAGGACGGGGACGAUAGCGGCCAGAAUCGACUGGUUUCGGAAGGCCGAACAAGGGCCGAGAGAGGACAGUCGUGCGCAACGGACUCUCGGUAUCGUUCAUGAUGAGAACGGAAGUGGUUCGCGACGGAACACCUUGGGACACAUCGAGAAUGCGAUCGCAAAGCUGCACGUGAUCUACGAGAGUGAACGCGAAGCUCGAUCUCGAUUUCCCGAUAUUGAAUUCCGAAGACGAAUUUCUUAAUAUAUUUGGCUGUGAUAUCGUCGCGGAACCGGCUCGAAGCGAGAAUACCACCCCGAGGCAUCGAUCAUGAUCGGUUGAGAAUCGAUCGCGUCUCCAACCAUCUGAUUAGAACGGUGUUUUAUCGUAUCAGUGGAAACGUAUCCUAGAACAAUGAAGCGCUCGUGGAUCCCGGUUCUGUUCGCGUUCGCCUCGAUCUCCGCGGUGAGAUCCGCCUCGAACGCGUCGCAGAAUUCGGCGCAGGAUCUGUUCGCCAGCCAGCUGGUCCGAAGUUCGUCGGACACCCUUGACGCCAACUGGAUCACCAUAUCGGAGGCGUUGGAUAUCUUCAACGUGCGACAUCUUGCCAGCAAUUGGACCGAGGGACGGUAUCCCGUGCAGGAGCAGUGCGCCAAGGAUCUCACCAGAUACAUCCAGGGACUGAAGAAGCACGAGGGAUGGGCGCUGAAAGCGGACGACGCCUCGGGCCGCUACACCAACAGCUUCUUCUGGGGCAACUCUUACUACGUCGGCUCCUCCACCGAAUGCAUCUACAUCAACGAGAACUACGCGAGGAAGAUGAAGGAAUCCGCGGACGUCGCGAUGGAGGAGGCGGCGGAAUUCAACGCGGAACCGCACAGGAGGAACACGGGGCUCAGCGGGAACAAUCUCUGGACCGAGUCGACGGUCGUCAAGCCGCCUUACAAGCUUGGCUUCUACAUGAUGACGAUCUCGAUAAACGCCACCGUGUCCCCGGCGACCAGGACGAUCUAUCUGGGAGUGUGUCUGCCUUUCUCGUGCACCGCCGCCGACGUCCCCGUGAUAGCGAGGCUGGCCGCGAGCGAACUCGCGGCGAACAACUCGAUGAUCGAGAAGGUCCGGGAUCAACACGACAUGUACAACAUGUACGGGGACCCCAUGUUCUGGGCGCUGUUUGGCAUAAGCAUGGGGGUUUUCGUACUAAUGGCGAUCGGUUCCGGAUACGAUCUGUACGUGACGCGAAAAUACGCUCGGAGGAACGUGAUCUACGACUUGGAGAGGCACGCGAAGCUCGAUCAACUGGCUGGCAGAAAUCAAAAGCCGUUAAGUGAUUUUCAAGGUAAGGUCUACCUUCCUGUUCCAGCGGCUGAAGCUAUCAUUGGCGCUCCCCAAUCAUUACCAGUUAAUAAUAACAACGAUCACGAGGGUAGCCUACGGUCGAGUACACCGGAGGUGUACAAAUUCAGCGUGAUCGAGGAGCUGCUGCUGUCCUUCUCGGUUCCUGCGAACGUGAAGAUCAUCUGCGACGGCAAAGUCGGCGGGGACACGAUCAGCACCAUCCACGGUCUUCGGGUGAUCUCGAUGGCGUGGGUGAUCCUCGGGCACACGUGCAUCACCGCGUUCAAGUACGCCGACAACAUGGAGUACCGGAAGGUCGUCGAGAGGAAGUUCUUCUUCCAGACGAUCACGAACGGCGCGUUCAGCGUCGACACGUUCUUCUUCAUGGGAGGGCUGCUGGUCAGCUUUCUGUUCUUCCGUACGAACGCGAAGGGUGAUCUGAAGUCGCUCACGCAGGGUACACGGGGUUUUGUGUCCGGCAGUCUGAAAUUUAUCGGGCUGCUGAUGUACCGAUUUUUUAGGCUGACCGCCCCGUACAUGUACGUGCUGGUCGUCGUUCAGAUCGCGAUGAAAUGGUUCCAUUCGAACUCGGUGUUCGAGCCGCCAACCGCGGAUCAUUAUAACUGUCCGAAUUAUUGGUGGAGGAACUUGCUUUAUAUCAAUACGUUGUUCCCGGUCGACCAAAUGUGCAUGAUCUGGAGCUGGUACGUUGCGGACGAUACACAAUUUUAUAUCGUCGGGGCAGUGAUACUGGUCCUAGCGACAAACCAUUUCAAAAUAGCAACGUUCGCGCUCACUACUCUGCUGCUCAGCUCUUGGCUGACCACGGGUUACAUCGCUCUGGUCAAUAAUCAUAUGCCGAGCUCCGACGAUCCUCUAGCGCUCUUCGACAAAAUCUAUGAUAAACCGUGGACCCGACUAGGACCUUAUCUAAUAGGCAUGUCGAUGGGCUACUUUCUGUUCAAGACUGAUUGCAAAAUAAAGAUGACCAAGACGACCGUCUGUGUGGGCUGGCUCCUCUCUUCGGCCUGUCUCCUCAGCUUGCUCUACGGAUUGUACGAAGCAGAUCUCAGCCCUCUGAUGGCCGCCGCUUAUUCCUCAUUGAGCCACAGCGUCUGGGCACUCGGCUUAUCGUGGAUCGUGAUUGCGUGUAGCACGGGUUACGGAGGGUAUGUUAACAGUAUCCUGUCGGCACCGAUUUUGUAUCCAUUCAGCAGAAUAACAUACUGUGCCUACUUGAUACAUCCGCUGGUGAUCCGGCUAACAGCUUUGAACUUGGACUCGCCGUUUCACUUAGGGAACUACACUAUGGCGAUCACGUUUCUUGGACAAAUGGUGCUAUCUUAUGUAUUGUCUUUUAUUAUAUCGUUAUCAUUCGAAGCUCCUAUAGUGAGCAUGCUAAAGAUACUUUCUCCGAAGAAACGGAAACGCAUACAAUAAUAAGGCAGUGAUAUCGUAGCUAUUAAACAGAACACACAACUGGUAAAAUUAUUUAUACACGUCUUUAUUUUAAUUGUAACUGAUGUCAAUGAAAGAUCUCGCGAACAGAUGCGAGAAGAACACAGAAGAGUUUACAAACUCUGUGAAAGAGAGAAAGAGAGAGAGAGAGAGAGCGAGAGAGAAAGGGUGGGAGAGAAAGAGGGAAUGAAAGAGAGAGUGAGAGAGUUGCCCGAACUUUUUUGCAUUGUCGCAAAACUAUGUUAGUCUUAACUUUUUCGAAUGUAUUGUUACAUAUAAAAUAAAUUAUUUGUCUUUGUA
Molecule: messenger RNA, 3160 nt
Organism: Megalopta genalis
Lineage: Eukaryota; Metazoa; Arthropoda; Insecta; Hymenoptera; Halictidae
Product: nose resistant to fluoxetine protein 6
Molecular function (GO): acyltransferase activity, transferring groups other than amino-acyl groups
Source: RefSeq, a predicted model, not a curated record